CGCAACACGAACAAAUCUCUUCAAUUCCAGCGGUUUGUUACAUACUUCAGACCUGCCACAUUCGCUUGAUUCCGAGGAGUGUGGAGGAGAUGGCAGAACCAAACGUUUAUUGGCCAGCAACAGCUGGAGCUGCCCAGGAAGCAACCGAGGUGGAACAACUUUGUCAUUCAAAUCCUAUACUUAAUCAAGCACUUAUUAGGAUAAGAGACUUGCUGGGGGAAGAGGCAGGUGAAAUCGACACAACAAUGAAAUCCCUCAGCCCCAAUAUCCAAUCUGACAUUGAAAGAGCACGGUGGAUGAUUAGGACGCACUUGUCAGGUAACUUAACGGACAGAGAAGUGAGGAUCAACAAGGCGCGGAUCGAGAAGCGUUACACAGCUCUUGAAGAAGAACGGACAGAACUACUGUGUCUCCUGACAGAUCAAAGGGAUGAGUUUGAAAUGGAGAAGAUAGCCGUGGAGAGGGAGAGGGUGCAAGAGAAAAUGGUGUGGGACCAAUAUAUGAAGGAGAGAGAAGUAGUUUUGCUGUCCAGUGUGACGUCUGUGAUGAUAAAGAGAGAAAGGGUGAUGGAGGAGCUGAGAAAUCAAGUAGAGACAAAGUGCGCCAACAACCCCAGGGGCAUGGAGGGAUCCGCAGCUGGAAAUGCCCCCAUGAAGGACUACUGUGGGACGCGCAGGAAAGGGUGUUUCCGAAAAUAUGGAAGCAUCUGGAAUAUUAAUCCUCAGGGACCUGUCACGGCCAAUGGCAUGUGUGAGUGUGGCAGACACACAGAUAACAAAGAAAUGUCACCCGCAGCUGCUAAAGGCAGAGGGACGCUGCAGGUCUGCCCAGAACGAGAGGUCAUCCCGCCCCAACACUCAGACCCAAGAAACGGCGGGAGGCAGUCAGACAUCAUCGCAGAAGAAAUCAGACAGAAAGACCUGCAACUGAUUGCCAAGCUGGAGAAGAGGGUUAGAGAAGCUGAGCAGAAAAAGCAAGCAAAAGCAGGACUGAAAGCUAAAAAGGCAGAGCAAAAUAGGAGGAAGAAAGAGACGAAGAACCCUGCUCGGAUGCAAGAUAACGGGAAUGACGUCACACCGAGGGAGCCUGCGGAACCGAAUGAACUGAAGAUAGUUGAGCCGGUGAGAAAGGAGAAAAGAAAAGGUCAUGGCAUCUUGCGCAGGAUGGGUUGGUACACCCACAAAAGAGGGACCAAAUUGAACAAGACUGUAACCAGCCUAUGAGUUGUAGGCUACAUGAUUGCAUAACUUUGCUUCGUUCAAAUUAAUUUAAUAAAACACUUCGCAGCAUCGCUUUGACAAG
This is a messenger RNA of Clupea harengus (Atlantic herring), 1302 nucleotides long. RefSeq lists its product as uncharacterized. The record is from RefSeq and is a predicted model, not a curated record. NCBI's taxonomy places the organism in Eukaryota, Metazoa, Chordata, Actinopteri, Clupeiformes, Clupeidae.